CAGCCGGACCACGCCUGGAAAGUUUGGGGCGGAGAAUCACAGUUAAAUUGAAGGAUCAAGACAACUGCUAAAAAAACCAAAAAAAAAAAAAAAAACAGUUAUCCUUCAAAAGCGGAAUAAUGUCGGGAAUAGCCUCUACCCUAGCCAAGAACAGAGCGAAGGCUGCAGGGUUUGGAACUAACGCCAAUGCGACUAAAUAUCUCAACCAGGACUUUGAGGCACUGAGGAGCCAGUGUCGCAGUAAAGGAACCCUGUUCUCAGACCCGACUUUCCCAGCCGCACCCGAAUCUUUGGGCUUUAAAGAACUGGGAGCCAGCUCUUACAAAACCAGGGGAAUAGUAUGGAAAAGACCCAGGGAGCUGUGCUCAAAACCACAAUUCAUCGUCGGUGGAGCUACAAGGACGGAUAUUUGUCAAGGAGCCCUAGGUGACUGCUGGCUUCUAGCUGCCAUUGCCUCCCUGACCCUGAAUGAAGAUGUUCUAGCCAGAGUCGUGCCUGAUGGACAGGACUUUGGUGACAAUUAUGUUGGAAUCUUCCAUUUUCAGUUCUGGCAGUUUGGAGAGUGGGUAGAUGUUGUCAUAGAUGAUCGCCUGCCUGUAAAAGACGGAGAGCUGGUGUUUGUUCACUCUGCGGAGGGAAAUGAGUUCUGGAGCGCACUGCUGGAGAAGGCCUAUGCUAAGGUGAAUGGCUGUUAUGAGGCUCUGUCUGGAGGUUCCACCACUGAAGGUUUUGAGGAUUUCACUGGAGGCAUCGCUGAAAACUACGAUCUGAAGAAAGCACCGUCCAACAUGUUUCAAAUCAUCCAGAAAGCCCUGGAUGCUGGAGCUCUUUUGGGCUGUUCCAUCGAUAUCACUAGUGCUGCUGAUUCAGAAGCUGUCACUCGUCAGAAGCUGGUGAAAGGACAUGCCUACUCACUCACUGGUGCUAUGGAGGUGAACUAUCGUGGCCGCAUGGAGAAGCUUGUUCGUAUGCGGAACCCUUGGGGGCAGGUGGAGUGGACUGGAGCCUGGAGCGACAAUUCAUCUGAAUGGAACGCUGUGGCUGCUUCUGAGCGGCCAAACAACAGAGCUGAGGAUGGAGAAUUCUGGAUGUCUUUCUCAGAUUUCCUAAGCCACUACUCUCGUAUCGAGAUCUGCACUCUGACUCCAGACACCAUCACUAGUGAUUCUGUAAAACACUGGGCCGUGGCCAACUAUGAUGGUACCUGGAGGAGAGGCUCCACCGCUGGGGGCUGCAGAAACCACCCAUACACUUUUUGGAUGAAUCCUCAGUAUGUGAUAAAGCUGGACGAUGAGGACGAUGAUCCAAACGAUAAUGAGGUGGGCUGCAGUUUCGUGGUGGGUUUGAUUCAGAAGAACCGGCGCCGCCUCAGAAAAGCGGGGGAGGACAUGCACACUAUCGGCUUUGCUAUCUAUGAGGUGCCUCCACAGUUUCAUGGUCAGAGGAAUGUGCACCUGGAUAAGAACUUCUUCUUGACACACGGACAGAAAGCUCGCUCUGAGUCUUUCAUUAACCUGAGAGAAGUCUGCACACGCUUCAAAUUGCCGCCGGGUGAAUACCUCGUUGUGCCUUCAACAUUCGAGCCCAACCUGGAUGGAGACUUCUGCCUGCGUGUGUUCUCCGAGAAACAAACAGAAACACUACCAUGUGAUGACCCUGUGGAUGCUGAAUUACCUAACGAGACUGUUUCAGACGAUGAAGUUGAUGCUGGCUUCAGGGGCCUGUUCACAAAACUUGCUGGAGAUGACAUGGAAAUCUCAGCCACAGAGCUCAAGACCAUCUUAAACAAAAUUAUCGCAAAACGAACUGACAUAAAAACAGACGGGUUUAGUUUAGAGACGUGUCGGGUCAUGGUGAACCUCAUGGAUGACAGCGGAAAUGGGAAACUCGGUUUGGGAGAGUUUGCUACUUUGUGGAAAAAAGUGCAAAGAUACCUCGGAAUCUACAAGAAGAAUGACUUGGAUAAUUCUGGAACCAUGAGCACUCCGGAGAUGCGUAUAGCACUGAAAGAGGCUGGUUUCUGUCUUAAUAAUGCUAUAUUUCAGCAGUUGGUGGCACGCUAUGCUGAGACAGAUAUGACCCUCGACUUUGACAACUUUGUGGCCUGCCUCAUGCGUCUAGAGAUGAUGUUCCGGGUUUUCAAGAAGCUUGAUCCCCACCAAACUGGCUUCAUUGAGUUGGACUUUCAGCAGUGGCUGAACUUUACCAUGAUUUAGGUGACCUGCCACCGGACCACAACAUUAAAGAAUGAAUUAUAAGGAUUACAUGUGUUAAAUAUAAAAUACGUUUUUUUGUUUACCAGUUAUUUUUAAACUGGGCAUGGCUCUUUCUAUGUCUUACUUUAAAAGUGUUUCAUGAUUUUAUUGUGCUUGUCAUUACCACACUAUUUUAUUUUACAAAUGCAAGCCUUGUUGAACCAGUCUUAACCACUAUGUAAUAAAAAAGUGUAUGUACUGUUGCAUUUUCCCCAAAUACAUUUUUAAUCACUUUUUAGACUGUA
Messenger RNA from Myxocyprinus asiaticus (Chinese sucker), 2500 nucleotides. RefSeq names its product calpain-2 catalytic subunit-like. Gene Ontology annotation, cellular component: cytoplasm. Gene Ontology annotation, molecular function: calcium-dependent cysteine-type endopeptidase activity; calcium ion binding. Gene Ontology annotation, biological process: proteolysis. The coding region runs from base 120 to 2216 and encodes 698 amino acids. The record is from RefSeq and is a predicted model, not a curated record. The transcript is spliced from 21 exons. NCBI's taxonomy places the organism in Eukaryota, Metazoa, Chordata, Actinopteri, Cypriniformes, Catostomidae.